AAUAGCACAUCAACCUCCAUCUAGAUUACAUCGCUGUACUAUCAUCAAUUGCAAGUGAAUUGAGAUUUACCGAGGGUCAGUCAUCUAGCGGAAGCGAGAAAAGAGACCCGACUACAUCGUUCAUUGGUUUCGUCAUACGUGCAAUACAGCGGGAUAAACAACCCCCACUUUCAGGCAAAUGACUUCAAAUUGGCAAUUUUGACUAGCUCGAGGACAUACAGUCUUGAAGGCUUUCGAUCAGCUCCCGAACAGCUUCUGGAAACAACUAUCCUCUACAACCUAAAAUAACUACCUCCUACUACCAAAUCUCAAACAUGGUAACCUCAAAACCCCCUCGGAAAAUACUUUUCCUGACAAAUAGCGAGUAUGGCCAAAGUAACGUGGUAUUCGCAACUGCCUAUGAACUUAUCCUCAACAACGUAGAAGUUCACAUCGCCUCCUUUGAGGCCCCUGCUAUUGCGAAAGAAGUCUCUGAUAUCAUCGAUUAUGGAAAUUUUCGUUCCCCCAUCCGAACCCGCGUCGAUGAACUGAAUGCUGGCGAGUAUGGACCAAUCCCACCUGGUAGUAUCAAAGCACUUUUCCAUCCGAUAGAUAGCCCGGGAAUGGUUGAGAAACUCGCAUUAGUUGCGCCGGAUCAGGAAGCCAUGCGUCAUGGGGUUGGAUUUCGAGAGGCGUGGAGAAUCUAUGCGAAGAUUCCGAGUGUUUUGUCUUCUUAUACUCCUGAUGAGUAUGUCAAGGGAGUUCAUUCUUGCGUUGAGAUUGUUGAGAAGGUUAAUCCGGAUGGAAUUGUAGUGGAAAAACUUUGCGCACAGGGUUUUGAUGCUUGUGCUAUUUUGGGAAAGAAAACUAUGAGUAUUACGCCGAAUAGUUUUAAAGAUACUUUAGCUCAAGCUCAACCGAAUGGAUUUGCACUAUGGGGUAUAGCUGCUGAUUGUUCUGGCUAUAACUUUCCACUUCCAUGGUAUCUUAUUCCUAUGAACAUUAUCCUAAUGAUUCGCCUCAUUAUCAUUAUCGUCACGUCUCCAAACAUCAAAGCUAUCGAAGCUGGACGCAAAAAGGCUAAUAUUCCAGGCCAAUACCCAUUAUUUGUUCCAUACUCCAAAGAUGUCCAUUACUUGCUUCCUACAGGACGAGAAUUUGAUCUCAAACUCCCAUACAUCCCAGAAAAUGUAACGACCUGUGGACCCCUCACCAUACCCUCCUACCCACUCUCUCAAACCGACCCAGAACUCUUAAAAUGGCUAGAGAAAAAACCUACCAUCCUUAUCAAUCUCGGAUCACAUGUAUACGGAAGCAAAGAAUUCAACCGCAAUAUCGCCACCGGAAUUCGCAUCCUCCUCUCCAAGAACCCCUGCAUCCAAGUCCUCUGGAAACUCAAGCCCACAUCCCCAGGACCCGAUCCCGCCAUUACCGAAAUUCUCGCACCUAUUGCCUCGCAAGUAAAGCUUGUUCCAUGGCUCAAAGCCGAACCAAUAUCUAUUCUUCGCUCAGGUCACAUCAUCGCAUCUGUUCAUCACGGAGGCGCGAAUUCGUAUUACGAGAGUGUUGAGACCUGGACUCCACAAUUGGUAUUGCCGUGUUGGUUCGAUACAUAUAAUUAUAUGGAGAAGGUGGAGUUUUUCGGUAUUGGUGUUUGGGGAAGUAGAGAUUGUGCACCGGGUGUUGAGGGGAAGGAAUUGGGAAAGGCGUUGAUUAAAGUUACGGAGGAUGAUUCUAUUAAGCAAAAAGCAAAGCAAAUGGGAGAGCUGGUUAGUGGAAAGUAUGGAGGUCGCAGAGAUGCGGCGAGGAAGAUAAUAGAGUUAGUUGAGGGAGAAUUUGGUUUGCAGACGAAGUUGUGAUAUUCGGUUGGAAAUAACUUCGAGGAGAUCUGGUGAUCGGAAAGGAUAGGUGGAGGGAAGGGAACGAAGAUGUGUAUUGAAGAAUCUGUAGCUACCAUGUUUGUGUUCGCGGCGAAUGCUAUGCGUGGUACUACAUGGUCUUUUAACUGGAGACGGGUCCCUGGAAAGAUGAUUUUGAGUUUGGAUUUGACUUCAAAUACCUAGGAUACUUUUGAAAGGCAACAUCUACAUAAAUACUCAUAUCGUUCAUUUUGUAAGCAUCAAACUUCUCUUCCCUCCACUACUGCAGUACAAGUCGCCACAGCUCAUCAAAAAUAUACAUCGCAAUCCCAAACCAUUAACCUCAUUGUACGAUCUCACCUCGUACAACACAACACAACACAACACACAUCGUGCCCAUCUCCCAUUGCCUAUCGCCCAUCACACAUUCCCUCCCAAAGCCCACCCACCGAACCAAACCCAUCAACAAAACCAACCGAAAAAUAUCGCCACAGAAUGUACAAAUACAAUUUUUCUUCAUCGUCAUCGCCAUCUCGGUCAUCUGAUGUUCCUAGGUAUUCAAACACGAAGCUUACAUACCUUAUGCAUAUCUGCAUAUCUGCACACCUGCAGAUCCCCCUCACGUAAUCCGAUACGAGGCGGAGAUCCCGU
Molecule: messenger RNA, 2489 nt
Organism: Botrytis porri
Lineage: Eukaryota; Fungi; Ascomycota; Leotiomycetes; Helotiales; Sclerotiniaceae
Exons: 2
Coding region: 315-1838 (507 amino acids)
Molecular function (GO): UDP-glycosyltransferase activity
Source: RefSeq, a predicted model, not a curated record